AUGAACGCAACAGAUAUUUUCGCUUUCUUGUUCACUUGUGUAGUAACCUAUUCUUUGGUUUUUCCUCGUAUCCACACCCACGACGAAGUUAAGUUCAGAAUUGUUGGUGGUGUCGAGGGUAACAAAGAAAAAUUUCCUUACGUAGUGUCUUUAAGAGGCGAAAAUAAUAAUCAUCUUUGUGGUGGCACCCUCAUUAAGAAUGAAUACGUCAUUACUGCUGCGCACUGUGUAGCAAGAACACAGGCCCGCAGUUUGAUUGUUACGCCACUGGAUGGAUACGUUAUUUUGUCACUUCUCAAAACCGAAAUGCUCCCCCUGGUGGACAAGGUCCACAUUAAAUUAAGUCUGCAACCAAACCAGAAUCUAAGUAAACCUGUAUUCUACUACGGCAUCAUAGCGCGUUUAAUGGCGAUUUCUCGUUUCAACAGAUUCUGUCUUUUCGAGAGUUAUUUACCUCAGUCGUGA
Messenger RNA from Zophobas morio, 465 nucleotides. RefSeq names its product venom prothrombin activator hopsarin-D-like. Gene Ontology annotation, biological process: proteolysis. Gene Ontology annotation, molecular function: serine-type endopeptidase activity. The coding region runs from base 1 to 465 and encodes 154 amino acids. The record is from RefSeq and is a predicted model, not a curated record. Lineage: Eukaryota; Metazoa; Arthropoda; Insecta; Coleoptera; Tenebrionidae. The transcript has 4 exons.